Electrophorus electricus (electric eel) is the source of this 3805-nucleotide messenger RNA. The record is from RefSeq and is a predicted model, not a curated record. NCBI's taxonomy places the organism in Eukaryota, Metazoa, Chordata, Actinopteri, Gymnotiformes, Gymnotidae.
GUCAGGUGAAGGAGAGCGCGCGAUUACGACAGGGAAAGGGGGCUUCGCGGAUAUAUAUAUAUAUAUUUUUCCCCACCCAGAAUUGGAGCUGAACGCUGCGCGAGAGGCAUGGCUCUGUUCUCGGCUCUUGGGCUGCUCUUGCUUUGCCAGCUUUUGACGUCCUCCGCUGCGCAGAGACCUGGUCCUCGUGGGUCACUGGGACUUCCCGGACCUCCUGGACCCCCAGGGAAGGAUGGCACCGAUGGAAAGCUAGGUCCUGCUGGACUUCCUGGAAAGCCUGGACCCAAAGGCAAGGCUGGAGCCCCGGGUUCAGCAGGGGCCGCCGGACUACCCGGCCUGCCCGGAGUGGAUGGUUUGCCGGGUCCUGACGGACCGGCCGGUAAGGACGGACGUCCAGGGCCCCUGGGUGAUCCUGGACCCACCGGACCUGCUGGACCUCCUGGCAGAGGGAGACCAGGAGCUCCUGGGCUGUCCGGAGCCAAUGGAUUGCCAGGUGGAGCAGGUCCCCAGGGCCCCCCAGGACCAGAGGGUCUUCCAGGGCUUCCGGGUCUUCCAGGUCCAGAUGGACCACCUGGACUUCCUGGAGCACUGCCUGAGGGAAACGGGGACCUGUUGUGCCCUGCCAUCUGUCCGCCAGGGCCUCCGGGGCCACCUGGGAUGCCAGGAUUCAAGGGGCACACAGGACACAAGGGAGAUAAGGGUGAACCUGGGAAGGACGGUGAAAAGGGAGAUCCAGGGCCUCCUGGUCCCCCUGGAAUCCCAGGAACAGUGGGUCUACAGGGCCCUCGUGGUUUGAGAGGACUGACAGGACCAACAGGAGGUGUUGGAGACAGAGGCUUGCCAGGGUUCAGAGGCAAACCUGGGCCUUCUGGCGUCAUAGGGAAAACAGGCGACGCUGGAGAGAAAGGACCUCACGGAUUCACAGGACCUAAAGGAGAGCUAGGCAAAACUGGCCCUAAAGGCUUGCCAGGAGCUGUGGGCCCCAAAGGCGAACCUGGGAUCCUGGGUAGAGAUGGCAAAGAUGGCACUCAAGGACUAGAUGGUGAAAAGGGCGACGCUGGUCGGCCGGGGGUCCCUGGAGAGAAAGGACCCGACGGUUUACCGGGUUUGCAAGGAAAAGCUGGUGCAAAGGGAGCUAAAGGAGGAGUUGGGGAUCCAGGAGAGAUGGGGGAGGCAGGACCAUCUGGAGAGCCAGGUAUUCCUGGUGAGAUUGGGAUUCCGGGGGAGAGAGGUGAAGCUGGACCCAGGGGCAUCACUGGAGCCAUCGGACUGGUUGGAAAUCCCGGACCUCAGGGUGUCAAAGGAUUCCAGGGGCUUAAAGGAGCGCUCGGGGACCCCGGACUUCCUGGCCCAACUGGACUCCGGGGACUGUUCGGAGAGAGGGGUCCUGCAGGAGCUACAGGACCUAAAGGAGACAUGGGUAUGGCUGGAAGUGAUGGCUUGCCAGGAGAGAAUGGAGAAACGGGCCCGUUUGGUCCUACUGGACAAAAAGGAGAGGCAGGGAAGCGUGGUGAGCUGGGACCCAAAGGAGUCUCAGGACCACAGGGUGAGACUGGUGCUAGAGGACCACCUGGGAAAUCAGGGCUGAUGGGAUUCCAAGGAGAACAGGGUCUACCAGGCGUUCCUGGAAAGACUGGCGUUCCUGGAAAACUGGCAAGUGAACAGCAUAUAAGAGAACUGUGUGGAUCAAUGAUUGAUGACCAGAUUGCACAGUUGGCUGCUAACCUCAGGAGGCCCCUGGCACCUGGUGCAGUGGGCAGACCAGGACCGGCUGGUCCUCCUGGAAAGCCGGGAGAGUCUGGGUCCAUCGGACAUCCUGGAGUUCGUGGUCCGCCGGGAUACAGAGGGCUUCCUGGAGAUCUGGGUGAUCCAGGCACCAGAGGUGAUGUCGGUGAACCAGGUGAUAAAGGAGACAUCGGGAGGGCCAUUGAUGGUCCAGUGGGAGACCAAGGGGAACCAGGUCUCCAAGGAGUAGCGGGGAUCGUUAAAGAUGGGCGUGAUGGCGCUCCUGGGGAUCCAGGGGCGCCCGGAGAACCAGGCAGGCCAGGCAGGCCAGGGCACCAAGGACCCCCUGGAAUCUGCGACACAUCAGCCUGCCAGGGCACAAUGGCUCACGGGAAGUCAACCAACCCCAAGAAUUAAACCCCAAGGCCUUCCUCUUUCAGGAACACUCUUGCACCCCAGAGUGAGGAAGAGGAGCAAGGAAACAAGGGGAAUAAAAGCAAACCACAGAGUUCUUUUUUAGAAAUGUUAUUCGGAGCUUUAAAAAAAUAAAUAAAUGAGUAAAUAAAUAAAAGGAGAACAUCUGUGGACGUGAGAAAUCAAAAAUGAUGGUACAUCAUCUGAGUGGUUUAGGAACGGCAAAUACUGGGAAUCGGGAAUGAGUGAGCUGAAAGAUUUCAGGACUCUGUGAAUGAGGAAUGAAGAGCAAGUGCAUAAAGAUGUGUACAAACAUGAAGCAAAAACGCUGAAAUGGUUAAAACUGGCCAGUUUUAAAACCCAUAUUUUGUACAUGUGUGUGUAAAAACCGAAUUUACUUCCUUCCUAAAUGGCCAUUCUAGCUUGAAGUUCCCCUGUACAGACUCCUGUAAAGCUAAAACUGUGAUUGUCUUGACAGUGCAACAAAACAAAAAAUGCACACAACAGUGUGAAGUCUUGUGCAGCACAAUCUUUUCUGCCUGAAAAGGAGCAAUUUUACCUCAGAAUGUAGCAAAACAUCACAGAAAUCUCCAAUCUGGAAGCAUCAGUGCAAGGUAAUGAAAAUGUGUUGAAGUAUUUUGUAUAUUACUGGACCAGUAGUGUCUUCCAAGUCUGUUUUUUAUGCAAACCUUCAUGUUUAUUUUUUUUUCUUUCUUACUGUGUUUGAUGACAAAUCCACAUCUGACAAAAAUAAAACAAUUUAAAAAAAAACAAAAAACAAAGCAUCAGUUUGGAUGCUUUAAGAACUGUAAGUGUACAAUAACUAUGAAGUUUGUCUGGAAUUUCCAUCACAUCCACUAUGUACUGGUGCUGUAACAAUUAAAUAUACAAGACUUUAAGUACUAUUUAUUAUUUGUGGGUUACUAUUGUAUGUACAGUGAGACGCUAUAGCACCGUGUUGUAAGAAUUACAAAAUAAAGCCACUUUUCAGUAAAAUGUUAUUCUUCUCUUAGACGUCAAGGUCUAUUAGCCAUUUACUUAAACAAGUAAUACAAACAUUUAUUCAAACCAACAAUACAAAAGCACAACAAACACCAUUAACUAUAUAUUAAAACCCACUGACAAACAAAAGCUAUUCAUAAAUAUAAGCAGACUAAAAUCUGCACCAAAUACAAGCUUUUGUUAAUUUACUGUGAACAGAGGAGAUAAACCUUAAUGAAAUACAAAUGAGUUAAACUGCAGAUGUAUUCAUUAAAAUGCAAAUAUUAUUUUAAAACUAUAUGACUUUAAACUGAAGUAUCAAACUGAAAGUACACGGUCACUUAUGUGAUCUCAUGGAGGAACACCGCCAUCUGUUGUUUGAGUCUUGUAUAGCAGUUUGCUCUUUUCAGUAAAAAGGUUUAGUCCUGUAUGCUCACAAUCAUAUAGUUUAAAAAAAACAAUCCCAGAACCUGAUUCAGGGGAACAAAUUUUGGAGCUGACACAACUAACACAACAAUACAGGCAGAAAAGACACCAACGAAAACAAAUCUAUUCCACGGAUUACGAGGGCACUUUGGCAGGUGGUUAUAUUUAAAUAUUUAAAAUGUAUGAAGCUACAGAAUACAGGUGAAGGAUUAGGAGAUAUUGCUCCAGUAUAAACUGGAGUUUGUUAUGAACAAUAUGA